Messenger RNA from Striga asiatica, 2384 nucleotides. The record is from the annotation of a GenBank genome assembly. Lineage: Eukaryota; Viridiplantae; Streptophyta; Magnoliopsida; Lamiales; Orobanchaceae.
GCAAAUUUCUCUAAAGAAAAUCCUCAUUUUUUGGGCUUUUUUCAUGAUUUAUUAAAACAAAAUUAUCCAACUAUUUAUUCCAUCUUUAUGCAUCAAAGAGAGUUCUUACUUCUGUACUCUGCAUUUUUUUCCUCAUAUAAUGCAUUUCAAACGUUUCCUCUGCUCCGCAACCGCCACCCGCCGCCGCCACCCCCACCGCCAACAGCGAGCGGUAAAGCAAGUGGAGAAAUCCAACUUCUCGGAGGCUUUAUCCGAUAUCAAAGCCCGCAUAACCGAUUCCGAUUUCAUAGCUAUUUCGCUGCAGAAAACCGGCGGCCACUCGGCGCCGUGGCAGAGAACCCUUCCCAUCGAUACGUCGGAGACGGCUUACCUCAAGUCCAAGCGCGCUGCCGAUCGGUUCCAGAUUCUUCAGUUCUCGGUCUGCCCUUUCUCGGUUAGAGAUACUAAGCUCAUUACGCAUCCGUAUAAUUUCCACUUGUUCCCUAGAGACGAGUUGAAAAUCGGGAUGCCAUCUUAUAGUUUUUCGUUUCAGUCUUCAUAUUUGACUUCCAUGGCCGGAGAAGGUUUUGAUUUUAAUGCCUGUAUAAACAAUGAUGCUCUGAUAAGUGCUUUGAGAAAAAUUGUAUCAGGAAGUGAGGUUUAUGGUGAUAGACCAUCCUUAACUAUAGAUGUUUGCAGUGAACGUCAAGUGCAGCUUGCUUUGGAUGCAUUGAAAGAGUUUUCUGAUGUAAUACCACUACGUCAACAAGUUCCUCUAAAAGGAGGGGGUGUGCAAGCUGUUCGAGCUGUUCUGACAAGUUCAGAAGAAGACAAGAACCUUCUGGAGAAAGAAAUUGAGAAUAAGGAACAAGAGCAAAGGCUGCAAGUUGUUGGAUUUCGAGAGGUGAUAGAAUUGAUUUCAGCUUCUGAGAAACCUGUUGUUGCGCACAACUCACUUAAUGAUUUUACUUUUAUACAUUCAAAGUUCAUAGCUCCACUUCCACCAACUAUGGAUGAGUUCACAACUACUCUGCAUUCGGUCUUUCCCUACAUUCUUGACCUCAAUCAUCUCAUGAAGGAAAUUGGGGCGUUUGAGAAAAUGAACAACAUAUCAGGAGCGAUUUCUUAUUUGGAGAGCAGAUUCUCUGCACCAAUAACCAUGGAGAUCUCCAAUCGAGAGGAUGCUGGCGAAGUCGAUAUUUAUGGCCAUAUUGUUCUGAGAGUAUGCCGUCUAUUUGUGAUAUUGUGCUCCAUAUUGAAAAUCUCUCUGGAGGUUCCUGAAGGCCAAAGUAGACAAUUAUCUCAUUCUCUUCAUCGCUACACGGAUAAGUUAUAUCCAUGCUCGACUAAAUCUACAGAACCCGACGCUGAAAAUGUGAGAAUUUCGACUGGAAACAGCCGAAUAGUUAGCACUGACAAUAUAGUAUUCUUGUGGGGAUUCAAAGGUGGAUUAUCUGCCCGAGGUUUAAAAGACCUUCUAUGCGACUCACAUGAUGUGUUCUCUGAACAUUUUGAUGUCCGGAUGAUUUGUAGGACCUGUGCAGUAGUCGUAUUCUGGACUCCUGGUUUUUCAGAGCGUUUUCUCAGAAUAAUGGACUCUGGAGAUACUUUUUCUGGUAAGUUCAGAGAUAUGAUAUCAGUAGGUCUAAGAGCUUCGAGCUAUGAGAUGUAUAGAAAGGUGUGCGAGUCGGGUUCAUGGAAAUCUGAUUUAGCCGAGUGCUUAGACCAAGCCAUGGAUGAAACUGAAAAUAUUUCAGAAGCCAAAUCAGAGGAUAAGAAGUCAGUAAUUUACUGGAAUGAGGAUGAUAUGAUUAACUUUGACGACCUUUAAGAUAUUCAUUUUUUUUCAUUUUCCAUGGUCUCUCCUGCAUCUCAGUUCGAAUUCAAAGCACUGGGUUUGAGAUGCCUCAUUUAUAGGAGUUGAUGAAUUUGUUGGCCAUGUAACUAGAGGACAGCUGUACCAUCCGGAGCGCAAUAUUUGUAGUGAUAUCACUCAACUAUUCUGGUGAAAAAGUCAGUUGACCCUCUUGGAAGAUUGACCUCAGAGCAUGCACGCGAUGUCAUGUUCAGUUUUCUUGUGUGGCUUAAAUUUUAAGUGUUUUUGUCACUGGACUUGUUGAGUACCGAUUAUUAGGUAAGUGGGAGCAGUUGGUCCUUCCCUCAUGGGCUUUUUCACCAUUGGAUCACACACACGUUGAUAUGUAUUCAGCGAAUAGUAAAAGAGUCCGUGUGGCAUUCCCCACACGGGUAGGUAAAGGAUUUUGCUGUAAAUUUUGCUUUACUCAAGUUUGAAAGUGUUGCAAGUUGCAACACAGUUGCUGAGCAAAGAUAAUCCAUGUUGGGCAACAUUUCAUAUUAUCAUAUAAAUUAUUGUUACUAGAAAAUGGAAUUCGAUUUUCUCCAAA